GGACGGCGAGAAAGCGGGAAGGUGCGCGGCUCGGCUGUGGGCAGCGGUGGGCGCUGAGGAGAUUUUGCGUGGACGCUCCUCUCCUUCGUUUGUAAUGAAUAGCUGAGAGGGAACCAAGCAAAGAGCCAUUAUCCUUUUGAUGCUCCCAGCGUGGAAUGCUUUGCAUAUCCCGAGCCCAGCGCGUUGUCUGCUGUGGUUUCAGCAUCAGAAGGGGGGAGAGUUUCAUUCUAUAACAGAACUUCAGGACUGCAGCUGUUGCCAUCCUGGAGUCUAUACAGCAAAUCCCAGCUCCGUGAACAUGGGACACAGCUGUAAAAGCUGGGAGAAGCAGCAGGAGUGGCUGUACAGAGAAUCCCAAAGAGAGCGUGCCUGGGGACUUCACACCCCCACCCAGGAUCUGCUUACAGCAUCACGUCUGGAAUGGAUUCUGCUUACCCUGACAUUUCAUUCCUGUGAGUGUGUAGAGGAGAUGUUCAGCUGCAAAAGGCAGAAGUGUCAGGAAGCAUCUGUCUAAACAUUUUGUCACCAGGGAGAAGUGAAGAGGGAAGGCUUUCAGAAGCUGCCCAGAGUUGAAGAUGGAUAUUAAGAGCAUGAAGAACUAUCUUUAUUGGCUGUACUGCCAGUUUGAAUUAAUCACCUGCAGCUAUCUCAUGGAGCCCUGGGAAAAAGUGCUCUUCUACACUUUCAACAUCACUAUGUUAGUGAUGGUAGCAUACACUGCUUACAUCCUUUUCCCUGUCCACAUUAGCACGGCUUUUCAAUUCUGCUUGCGCUUAUUUGGAAACCAACAUGAAAAUACUGUUUCUGUUGUGAAGUAACAUUGGCAACCUGACAUAACUUUUGGAUCAAAGAAGUGUUUUUCUCAACGCUUUCUGUUUAGAAAGACAGGUUCAGGGUGUGUGCAAACACUGUUUUAUUCUCUUCGUUUUCUUCCGUAUUCUGGGACUCUAUGACAGCAGAUUAUUUUGCCAAAAAAUCAAUUUCAAUCAGUCCUUGCUUUUAUCCUUUGACAGUGAUUUUUAAAGAGCUUUCAAUUUUAAAGACUGACUGGAGUUACAAAGCUGGGUUUGGAAAGGAAGCAACUGCGCUGUGUAUUUUGUUACCCCAGGGAGAACUGUUUGGAUACGGAGAUUUUCAUCUUAGGAAACUACGUGGCAUGUAUUUGUUCUUGUCUGCCACAGCUUUGCUGACAGGAAAGUUGUGUACAUGAAAGGUUUUGUACAAUACUAUGCAACUAUAGGCUGCUUCUCUACGUUUGAUAUGUAUGUAUUUAUACACUAUUAUAGUAUUUAUUUAGUUUGACUCAAUUAUUUAAUGCGCCGAAUUAUUUGACUCAUUCUUCAUUAUGCAAAUAAUGCAGUUGAUUUAAUGAAAAUGUGGGGAUUUACUUCCACAACUAUUUUAAAUAAAAUUUUGAUUUUCUUGGAUGUAAAAUAAUUUGUUAUUCUUUUACAAGAUCAGUAAAGCAUACAUAUUACAUGCAAAGCAUUAAACUACACAUUCAGCUGGAGUAGGGAUAUUUUAUACUCUUCCCAUUUACUUGUUUCUGGAACACGAACUGUCGAGACUUCGGAUUUUGUAAUUAACAUAGUGGACAUCCUGUAAUUGGCUUUGUUUUGAAGUCUAUGGAUUUUAACCUUCAAUCUUAAAAGCACAACAUGGUUACCCUGCCAGCUUGUUAGAUGGAUACUGACCGAAGCUGGCCAGAGAUGAAGUACCAAUGCAAUUACAUUGAGAACAAGCACUCAGCACCAUGCACACAGCACAGCAGCAGAGUGUAUACAGGGUGACAGCCCAGCUCUGCUCCCACCCACACUGAAGUGAGUUUUCUUCUGUCUUUUGAGAGUAGUGAUGCUCCCGGAAUACCCUCACCUUUAAGACAACAGGAUGUUCUCAAUAAGUGGUAAUCAAAUGAUGUAGGAACUGAGAUUUAAUAGAAUCGGAGAAUCAUUAAGGUUGGAAAAGAUCUCUAAGCUCAUCUAGUCCAGCCAUCAGCCCAUCACUCUUUGCUCAUAGACUGUGACAGAACAAACUGAAAACACUAAUUAUGUUACUUGUCAUCUCACCAUGAGAUCUAGUUACUUUCCCAAUUUAUAAUUAGGAGAGUAUGAGGGAGGAUAUGAAAAUAGCUUAUUUGUGAAAACAAAGGCAGAUGAGUUUAAACUUAUAACUCUUUUGACAGUACCCAGGUAAUCUCAGGCAAAUUUGUAAAAAAAAAUGAACUUUGUCUCAGUGCUUUCCAAUUAUAAUCUGAUUGUAUGUUUUAUUAAUGUAGUCUAAUGCCUGAAGUGAUAAACACCUUGCAUUUUCUCCUAGCAGCUUUCAUGUACAGGACAUAGAUUGCCUUUACUGAAAUUGAGGAGCAGAAGAGGGAAACACUGUAUUAUAGUUUGGUCAAUUAUCAGACUAUCUGUCAAGAUCACCAUUUAGUUUUAAAACUAUCAGUCCAUAGUGUAAGCAAGUAAAUGUAGUAUGUUGCAUCAUACAUGCUCGAGAGACAUGCAGAUAUUGCAUUGUACACCUGCAGAGAAAUCACAGAAUAUAAGUAGGCCAACAUAGUUAUAUUUACACUGAAUAAGAGCAGACUGUACACAUGCAUCCAAAGUAUUUGUUGGCAUUAAGGAAUCUGACAUCUGGCUGAAGAACUAGGAACUUACGCUGGGUGCGUUUGUGAUUUUUGUUUGUUGCCACUCUUUCCCUCUCUUCCCCAAGUGAACCCCUCGUGGUGUUUGUUGUGGUUGCAUGAAUUGCCUGGUGUCUCUUGCAAUAGCUGUCACAGGAUCGUGCCUGUGCAGCUGCUCUAUUUGCAUGCUGCAGUCCUUCGACAUGGGCUGGCUCCUGGGCAUCUGCAAGUGACAGCACUGCAGUUCAGCUCUUCGUUCUGUCCAAGAGCAGCACAGAUCUCUAGAGCUCAGCUGCGAGAACUGGAGGGAGGAAGGAAACCACGAAAAACCAGAAGGAUACAGAGAGCUAAGUGGCAGCUGAAAGAAGAAUACUUGAUUAGUUUUAUUCAUUAUAAUCUUUUCCCUGCAUGGGACUAAGACUCCUAACUACAGAGUAAGAUUUAAAAUACUAUAUUUAAACUCCACCUUGUAAUUGCUGUUUUGAAACAACACAAACAAAAAUACUAACCUGCUUGGGCACGCUCCCUGCUGGGAUCUGCGCUCUGGCCAGCAGCCCUCUCUCAGCUGAACUCUCUGCAUGCUACAGCCUCUCCAGAGAAGAGCAACAAAAACUUGUAAAGAUCUCCCUGUCAUAGAAGUUCUGCCCCACGUAACUGUUCCAUGGGUUGCCCGACUGCCCCACUACCCACUGCUGCUAUGGCAGGUGCAGGUGCUGCAUCUUUACUGUGACAGUUACAUCAGGAACACUUGACACAAGGGAUGCUUAAUUAAAAAACAACACUCCUUCCCCCCCACGCUUUCCCGUGUAGGCAUGCAGCCAGUUCUCUGCAGAGUUUCUGCACAUAGAUACAUACACGCACAGUCUACAUGAGUAGGAAGUUGGUUCUUAGAUGCUGGAUGGCUUGUUAAUCUCCUAAACAUUAAUGUCAGAAGAUUUCCGUGCUUAAUAAGAGAGUAUCAACUCCUCAACAUCAGUGCCUGCCACAUGAGACAGCAAUUAAAAAACACCUGUUUUUUCCUGUCAGCAAGGGUUGGGCUUUUGGGUGUUUGUGCAUGGGAGAAGAUAAGGUUGCGUGCAGGUGCUGUUUGCAGGCUUUUAUUAACAAUCAGAUGCAGGAGUAAGAGGUGCUUGUUGCUUUCUCCCAGGGCUGUUAACCCCAGUGUACACACGUAUAUGCUGAAUGUACUUGCUCAGUGAAUUUCUGUUAAUGAAUGAAUGAAUUUUAGUAUUUACAAAUGUGGACUUAAACAAGCAGUGUUAAUUGAGCAAAGUUAGUUCUGACAUAUAACCAAUAAGGCAUUCUAAUGGCGUUUCCAUUCCCAUCUUUGUGAAUAGUUCUGACCUAGAAAGGAAACUGAGGGUGACAUGAAGCACCAUUCAUUGCUCAGCUCCUAAAAAGGGUUCUCAUA
This is a messenger RNA of Numida meleagris (helmeted guineafowl), 4034 nucleotides long. Its product is annotated as serine palmitoyltransferase small subunit B-like. Lineage: Eukaryota; Metazoa; Chordata; Aves; Galliformes; Numididae. The record is from RefSeq and is a predicted model, not a curated record. Gene Ontology annotation, cellular component: serine palmitoyltransferase complex. Gene Ontology annotation, biological process: ceramide biosynthetic process; endoplasmic reticulum organization. The transcript is spliced from 4 exons. Gene Ontology annotation, molecular function: serine C-palmitoyltransferase activity. Bases 576 to 818 code for a protein of 80 amino acids.